GAGCAUUAGUGAGACACAAAAAUCCAACAUGCCGUCCUCCUCUUAUGGGGAGAACAUGUGUGUCGUCUUGUCCUGGGGGGGUGCUGUGGUGAUCGGGCCAAACAAAGUGUUGAUUGUGAGCUGUGAUGAUGAUGUCAGGAGCAUGUGAACCAGCGCUCAGCUGAUCUUCUCACUCUAAGGCUGGAGCUGCAGCUGCACGGAGGUGAGUUCUUUGCGUCUCCAUUCUGUUCUAUCUCUAUAAGUCCGGGUAUUUGAGGAGGUUCGGGAAAGUAGAACGUUACAUCUUUGGACCAGGUCAUCAUGUCAAGUCAAGUCCUUCCUGGGACCAAAUGUUGAUAACUUGUGUUUUGAAUAAGAUGUGUCUUUUUGGAACUAAGACUAACCAAAGGCCAUUUUUGCUUCCCAACUGAGGUCUUUUUUUUCCAUCAUGGAACGCAAACUGGAUUUAUCACGUCUGACCGACGAGGAAGCUAAGCACGUCUGGGAGGUGAUUCAACGGGACUUCAACCUGCGCAAGAAAGAAGAAGAGCGACUAGGCAAGCUGAAGGACUCCAUCGACAAGGAGGACAACAAACGGGAGCUGCUGGGUUCGCAGAACAACUUGGCCGACUCUCUGUGCAUCCGCUGCCUGCAGCCCUUCAAGUUCCUGGUCAACAGCAAGCGUCGGUGCCUGGACUGCCGCUUGUUCACCUGCAAGUCCUGCAGCCGCUACAACAAGAAGGAGCACGGCUGGGUGUGCGACAACUGCCGCAUGACCAGGGUUCUGAAGAUCGGCACCCUGGGGUGGUACCAUGACAACGUCCGGAAUCGAUUUAAACGCUUCGGCAGCGCCAAGGUCAUGAGGUCACUCUACAAGAGGCUGAACGGAGAAGGUGGGCGUGACGAUGACACCCAGAGCAUGCCGGAUGUCCGCAGCUACGGGUACAACGGCGCUGAGGAGGAGCAGGGCGACGUGGAGGCACAGAGAUACAAAUCGAUGCGUAAAAAGAAACGUCUGCUGUCCGUUCAUCCCUUUGACUUUGAGUCGGAGGAAUACUUCCCGUAUUCGCGGCGGGCAUCGAUGCAGGUAAAGCACGUAGGUAGGACAGUACAGGUAACACUUGCACACCUGAGCGGAUCUCCUCCUCAGCACAUUCAGGACGCCGAGUACGACUUCAACAUUCAGCGAAUGCAUCGUAGGAGGAGCCUGGACCGAUAUGCUCCGAGAAACGAUGAUUACGGCGACAGUCGCGCGGUCCGGACUCGUUCCCUAACCAAGAUGGGCUCGGCGGCUCGUCAGCAGUACAUGGACACGUCUGACGAGGAAGAGUGCGCAAGACUCCCGACCCUUUACCCGCCCCCGCCCUACCGCCGCCGCAACAGCCGCGCCUCCUCUCAGGAGAACUUGGGUUUCACCCCGCCUAUCAACCAGUUGAGCAAACGCAUGUCCGCCAUCGAGAACCUGCUGAGUCGCUUGGAGGAGAAGAUGACGCCCGACAAGGCGUCCGCUCCAUCGGGUAACGAGGAGGAGAACCUCAGGAAGAAGCUGAGCGAACUGGCCGGACAUCUGAGCGGCAAACGCCUGUCAUCCGAUGACGAGACCGACAAGAAGAAAAGCCUCGGCAGGGGGGCGUCCAUGAAGGAUCUCAGUUCUUCCAGCGAGGACCUCCCUAGUCAAGCUCAGAAGAGAUCCACGGCAUCGGCCCUCUGUGAGCUGACCACCGAGGCCCUGAGAAGCAUGAACGCCACCGAGAAGGCCAUGGUGGACUUUGGCCUGUCAGAGGCCGCCCACUCAAGCCUCAUGUUCAGUCCUGCUGAUGCUAAGCCGGCCCAUGAGGCCUUCAGGGAACUGGAGGAAAACGUGUAUGUGGCGGCCGGCCAGUCCUACGGAUUGGAGAGCAAGCUGCGGCGGCUGGAACAAAGCGCCAGAAAUCGCUUCGGCGGAGCCACCGACUCUGAGCUGUCGGAGUUGGAGGACGUGGUGGCGCUGACGGCCGCCCGGGUACAGGGCGCUGAAAGCGAGGUUUCUGAUAUCGAAAGCAAGAUUGCGGCUCUGAGCGCUGUGGGAUCCAAGAAGAAGAUGUCGUCAUCGCAGAGGAAAGCGUCCAUGCACGAGCACGCCGCCAGUAAGAACAGGUUCUUGCAGAACGUAACCCUUUCUACUCAAACACGCUCCUCUCUCCUCAGAAGCUGCCAAUGGAGCUGCCUGGAAGUCCAACAUCUCCUGAGGCUUCGUCCCUUCACCCAAAUCCGGAUGCUUUGUCGUCUCACCAGAACAACCAUAAAGUACCUCAGCACCAUCGUGGAGUUGAAAUACUGUAGUAUCCCAAAUACUGUGCCUUUCUUCCUCAAAUACAUUUCACAUAAGUUCCAAAGUUCAUACAUUAUCUUCACACGCUUUGAUGUCUUCCUGCCAUGAACACAUCUCCCUGACCUUAGUAUCGCUUUACGCUUCCGAGCCUUCUUCCUUCUGAUGAUGUCAUUAUUGCUUCUAGUCUCACACACCUUUGGGUGCCAUUUUGGAUAAUAAAUAUAGACUCCUCAUCACCGCAUCUGCCUCACCUGUUUGGCUUCCAUUAACUAGCACCUAACAGGAAAUAAAGUCAUCAUAUGAAGAAUAAACUAGUAAAUGUGGAUAGUACAUAUAGUGUAUCGUGUAGUAGAUGUUGAUAGUACAUAUAGUGUAUCGUGUAGUAGAUGUUGAUAGUACAUAUAGUGUAUAUUGUAGUAGAUGUUGAUAGUACAUAUAGUGUAUCGUGUAGUAGAUGUUGAUAGUACAUAUAGUGUAUCGUGUAGUAGAUGUGGAUAGUACAUAUAGUGUAUCGUGUAGUAGAUGUUGAUGGUACAUAUAGUGUAUCGUGUAGUAGAUGUUGAUAGUACAUAUAGUGUAUCGUGUAGUAGAUGUUGAUGGUACAUAUAGUGUAUCGUGUAGUAGAUGUUGAUAGUACAUAUAGAGUAUCGUGUAGUAGAUGUUGAUAGUACAUAUAGUGUAUAUUGUAGUAGAUGUGGAUAGUACAUAUA
Doryrhamphus excisus (bluestripe pipefish) is the source of this 3000-nucleotide messenger RNA. NCBI's taxonomy places the organism in Eukaryota, Metazoa, Chordata, Actinopteri, Syngnathiformes, Syngnathidae. The record is from RefSeq and is a predicted model, not a curated record.